Molecule: messenger RNA, 942 nt
Organism: Thermochaetoides thermophila DSM 1495
Lineage: Eukaryota; Fungi; Ascomycota; Sordariomycetes; Sordariales; Chaetomiaceae
Product: putative pre-mRNA splicing protein
Exons: 1
Coding region: 1-942 (313 amino acids)
Biological process (GO): mRNA splicing, via spliceosome
Cellular component (GO): spliceosomal complex
Source: RefSeq, a predicted model, not a curated record
AUGUCAGAUCACGAUACAAAAUCUUCAAGAAUAAACAUCCAACUCGGGAAGUCUUCCAGGUCCUCGCUGGACAUAAAGAAACGCUCUCGUCCUGUUUAUGGAAAGCAAUACCGAGCGCAUGCGCUGCACGACGAAUCUGAAUCCGACGACGGUGAUUUUGAGCAGGAAUAUGGGCGCGCUGAAGCAAUCACAUCAUACGAUAUCUACGAUACAAAGUCAGACGGCGGAGACCGGCGAAGAGCCCGGGACCGUUCUUCAAGCAGCGACCGUGAUAGAUCACGGACUCGCAACGGAGACACAGCGUCCGAUAGAAGGGAUAAGGCCAGGCGUGACGAUGAAGACCGGUCGAGGAGUCGCAAUAGCAACGGAGUUGAGGAUAAUGAAACCGAAAAAAAUCCGAUCAAGUAUGGAUUGACAAUCAAGACGAAGAGCAGAGAGGACAUAGGCGAACGAACUUCGCGAGACAGUCGCUCUCAAUCCGAAGACUUCGGGAAAGAAGGAAAAGGUUCGAAGACCCUCGAAGAGGAAGCCCUAGAAGCCCUCAUGGGAUCUGGAGUGCCGAAACGCAAACAGCCCGUAUUCGACGAGCCUGACAGAGAGCCACAGCUUGAGGAUUACAAGGCCGUCCCUGUUGACGACUUUGGUGAAAACCUUCUUCGCAGCUUUGGGUGGGAUGGCAAGAUGCGCGGUAAGGUUAAAGAGGUAAAGCGUUACGCAAAUCUCGCUGGCCUUGGUGCCAGAAACGUUAAAGAGGCCGAAGAUCUCGGUGCGUGGGAUCCGAAGGCAGGCAAAAGUUCCUCCUCCCGGCCGGUACGACUAGACGACUACCGAAGAGAAGAGGAGCGAAAACGCCGGCGUCUGGAGGACAAGUACGGAGAUAGCUACAAAAGAGAACGCGAAAGAGAACGGGAGCGGGAACGGGAGCGUGGGAGUGACAGGUAG